UGAUGCAUGUGUGUGGCUGCCAUUUUGAUGUUUAUUUUGUAUUUUUGUAAUUUUGAGAUACUUAAUGUAUACGAAUAAUUUCGUGAAAGAUAUUAAAAAAUUACUGCAAAAAUCUCAAUGUGUAUUUUAUCUCAGGACAUGGUGAUAAUCCGAAAACUAAUACAAGUUAGAUAUGUUUGAACCACAGUGAAGAUUAUGUUUUUCAAAUCCUUUGAUGACAUCAAAGUAUUUAAUUUCACAAUAAACAAUUUAGUUUUACGCACGCAUAAUAAUUAUCGUCCAUGAGCAGUAAAGCUGGUUUGUCUGGCUAUCAGCCACUACAAUCAGGACAACCUGCCCCAAAUGAAAACGGUGAUGUGGCAAACGCAGAAAAUGGGGAUAAACAAAAAGAUUACUGUAGGGAUUUUAUAUGGGGAGCAUGUACGAAAGGCUCUCAGUGCAAGUUCCGUCAUGAGUUAGAAUUUGAGGUUAUGAAAAAGACUUUAAAGUUCUGCCACGACUAUCAAAAUUCGACUGGAUGUUCACGGGAACACUGUACAUAUCUGCAUGCAAGCAAGGAGGAGCAGAAUUUGUUCAACGCGACAGGGCAACUGCCGCAGGUUUUAGCGCAGAGGCACGCCAAUAUGUCUGCAGGGGCUGCCGAAACUAUACCCCAAAUAGCGUUAUAUAUACAAGAGAGUCUAGCGGGGGCUCAUCCACCGCCGCCGCCACCUUUGCCGCCGGCUUCUGUUUCUGUACCCGGGAACGUUGCUCCGCCGCCCUCCUACGCCUCCGCCGUGUACCAGCCUCCCGCCGUGUACCAGCCUCCCGCCGUAUACCAGCCUCCCGCCGUGUCUGUCGCGCCGGUAGCUGCGCGGCCGGCACCUGUGAUGGCUGUCCAGCAGCUGCCUCCACCGCCGCCCCCGCCUACAGUACCAUCUACUUCUGUUAGACAACGGGCACCUGUAUUUACAGCCGCACCUCCAACCGCCCAAAUGUUUGCGACGGCACAGGCACCUGCACCCGCACCUGCACCCGCCCAAGCAUUUACGAUGGCACAGGGACCUCCACCAGUAGUACCCAUGUAUGACGCUAGUAAGCCACCUCCGCCAUUAAUGCCGACACAUUUUCAGCUGAAAAGUGAGCCAAAGAAAAGGCAAGCUUCAAAUGAAGAUGCAAAUGCUCGACCGACCAAAGUUAGGAAAGCCGAGGAGGUCAAAAACGCAGACGCCCUCUGUGAACAGUGCGUACAAAGGAACCAAAGGAUUGAGGCGAUUAGGAAACAAUUGGAUGCAAUUUAUACAGAAGAAGAGUAUGAGACUAUGAUGUAUAAAAAGAAGUUUGAUGAGUACCAGAAUCUGAAAGAAAUAUUGAAAUCAUUGAUCAGCACAGAUCUAUUCCAUAAAUUCGUUGAAGAAAAUGUGGAGGGAAUACCUCAAAAUCAAUUCCAUAACAUGUUCAGCCAAGCUCCGUUUUCCACAGGAGUUUCAACAAUUCCUAAUCAUUUCCUGUUACAACUGAUAGACUAUGUGAUGACAGAUGCAAGGAACGUUGAUUUGGCUCCAUCUCCUUCCUUGCGCAUAGAUGAAUCACUUAUUCAAGCAUUGUCUGCAUUGCCUAGAAAGGCGAAUCCUGUCAAAAUAAUAUAUCAUAAUAAUAAUAAUAGUACCAAUAAUAAUGCACCUCCUGAGGUUUUGCAGACGUUUAUGGACAUCUUGCGGCAAUUUAACCAACAAUCCGACAAAUCGCCACCUUCAGAACCAAACCGUGACCUAAACAAGAGUCCAAACACAAGCAAUAAUACAACAAAUGGCUCCUACCAAUACACAACUAGGCAACAAGAUAUACCUGUGACAGUGAACUCUAGUAGAUAUCCGCCACCACCUGGAGCUGGUAUGCAUGGGGUCGCAAUGUCACAGUUGUAUGCGCCCCAGGUAGCGCCCGCGCCGCAGCCUUACCAGCCUUAUCAGCCAAUGCCGCCGGCAGGGCUUUACUACCCACCACCAUACGCUGGACCUCCCGCAGGUAUGCAAAUGGCUCCAGAACCCCAGGCGACGAGAGCGCAUGUCCCCGUAACAAUAGCGCCCGCGCCCCCGCCGCCUGCACCCCUUGCACCCGCCGCGCCGCCCGCGGUACCGCCCAUGUACCAACCUAGUCACUACGCGAUAGGACGCUACCCGCCGCCUUACUACCCACGACAUCAGUAGCACAACGCUGAAGCACCUCUGCUCAUCGUAUUUUAACCAUGGUUU
Molecule: messenger RNA, 2231 nt
Organism: Maniola jurtina (meadow brown)
Lineage: Eukaryota; Metazoa; Arthropoda; Insecta; Lepidoptera; Nymphalidae
Product: protein enabled homolog
Exons: 12
Coding region: 282-2186 (634 amino acids)
Molecular function (GO): metal ion binding
Source: RefSeq, a predicted model, not a curated record